This is a messenger RNA of Rhipicephalus microplus (southern cattle tick), 2330 nucleotides long. Its product is annotated as homer protein homolog 2. Gene Ontology annotation, biological process: G protein-coupled glutamate receptor signaling pathway. Gene Ontology annotation, molecular function: G protein-coupled glutamate receptor binding. NCBI's taxonomy places the organism in Eukaryota, Metazoa, Arthropoda, Arachnida, Ixodida, Ixodidae. The record is from RefSeq and is a predicted model, not a curated record.
UUUCCCCACACACGCCCAGCGACGCAGCAGGCCGCAGCAGCGCAGCGCCACCAGCGUGGCUAACCGCGGCCGCGUAGCAGCGUGCGUCCGCUCCCGAUAUCGUGCGGCUUAUCGUUGGGGUAUAUGCGUCGUGCCUAGGGAGCCCUGGCUGCGACGUCGGAAGGUGCUGCAUGUGAUCGGCCCGCUUGCGCUGGAGCCCAGUCGGCCAGCACCCGCAGAUAGGACGGGAGCCGCGCCGCGGGCGCAUGCGCUUGUCAAUGGCGGCGGCUCGGGCUGCAGCACCGCACGCAGCCCCUCGUAGAGGGCUGGCUCACGCCACACUGGGCCGCCUAGGCGGCCACCUCUGACGCCUUCACCGAUGACUGCAAGCAGUGCCAGUAUGGGGGAGCAGCCCAUCUUUUCCACGAAAGCGCACGUGUUCCACAUCGACCCCAAAACGAAGCGGUCCUGGAUACCAGCCAGCAGCCAGGCGGUGAGCGUGAGCUUCUUCUAUGACUCGAGUCGCAACCUGUACCGCAUCAUCAGUGUGGAGGGCACUAAGGCGGUAAUCAACUCCACCAUAACGCCCAACAUGACCUUCACCAAGACCUCCCAGAAAUUUGGCCAGUGGUCUGACAUCCGGGCCAACACUGUCUAUGGCCUUGGCUUCGGCUCGGAACCUGACCUCAAUAAGUUCAUCGAGAAGUUCCAGGAAGUUAAAGAGGCAACCCGGCUGGCUGCCCAGAAGGCUGGCAACAAUGGUGUGGCGGCCGUGCGGCCCCCUGAGGGAGGGGAAGCCGGUGGGGGGGACCCCACAGCGCUUCACGGUGGUGGCAGCCCCAAGCACCAGCAGGCAGCAGCCAAGGCGUCGCUGCCCCAGACAACGGCCGAAGCGCAGCUGCGCUAUGAAAACGAUAGGCUCAAACUUGCGCUGGCACAGAGCUCGGCAAAUGCCAAGAAAUGGGAGGUGGAGCUGCAGACGCUCAAGAACAACAACGGCCGGCUCACGUGCGCCCUGCAGGAGAGCACGGCCAAUGUGGAAGAGUGGAAGCGCCAACUGCAAGCACUCAAAGAAGAGAAUGCUACGAUUCGUGCACGCAUGCUGGAUCUGGAGGCUGGCAGUGCCCCGGAUGCCCAGGAGCUGCGACGGGAGCUGGCCGCCUUACGCAGCCGUGCUGAGCUACUUGACCGAGAGAACAAACAGAAGGACAAAGAAUUGGAAGCACUCAAGAGAAAAUUGGAGGACCAAACACCAGGCAAAGCAGAUGAUAGGCUCAAGGCUCUGCUGUCUGAGAAUGAGGCGCUGAAGAGCGCUGCGCAGCGUCUCCAGGAUCAGCUGUGUGCUGCCCAGGGACGGCAGGCUGCCUGGGAACAGCUGGCGCAACGCAUCGCCCACCGCCUGCACGACUUGCGUGACCUGCAGCACGAGCUGGCUGCGUUACUAUCUGCCUCUUGACCCUACCCGGUGUCACACCCCACCUGACAGGCAUGACGAUAGGCCCCCCUACCACCACUCGCGAGCCAACAGCAUGCUAACCAGAAGAGUGGCCUGAUGAGCUCCCUGUUGUGCGUGAAUCGUGGGCUUGACUCCUGCAAAUUGUGUUCGAAGAAAACAGCACCGUAGCAGAAACAAAUUGUAUACACCUGGACAUGGUCUCAGUCUAGGAUGAUGUCACAUGCUCUUUGUCCACGUAAACCAUUCAUUGCUCAUUAAACUGUCAGUGUCAAACCUGAGAACUCAGCGGGAUGUGGCUCUAGGCAGCAGGAUUGAUCGAGCUUCCGCAGUGGUAUAGCAAGGUUUGUUUUGCCAAGUUUUAAAAGUAGUCGAGCAAUAUGGCAAAGCUGUGCAAGUUCUUUUGUGACUGAGCCUGGAAACAAGCUCUUCCAGGAUUUCACGUUAAAGAACUUUUGAAAUAGCUAGGUAUUUUCUUCAGAUAAGGUGAAAGCCUUCCUAUAUGGAUUGUCGUGAAUCAAUUCUUUCUUUGGUGUCUACGUGACACCAAUGUGCCACACCAUGUAGUAUUUGUUGAGCCCUCAAUGCACUGCCCUACGGUAAGAAAAGAAUUGCCAUAUAAUCUCAACCCUUGGAGCCAAUGUAAUUCUCACUUAAACAGAAUCUCUGCCAACAUUGAUGACUUGCAAGAUAACUAUCACAUGUUACCUGAAGAAUCUCUUUUUUAGUUUGCAUCACACUGGCUUGCUGAUGCAUUCGCAUGUCCUACAGGUACGCAUAUUUUGAAAUCAUUUCAGCUUCAACCUCAUUCCUGUAUUGACGGGUAACAUACAUACCACUGUCAAGUGUGUACAGUAACUUACAAAAAUAAAAGAUUAUCAAUUUGUGCAAAAGUAAA